This is a messenger RNA of Scheffersomyces stipitis CBS 6054, 2631 nucleotides long. RefSeq names its product serine/threonine protein kinase (gene PKH2). Gene Ontology annotation, molecular function: ATP binding; protein serine/threonine kinase activity. Gene Ontology annotation, biological process: peptidyl-serine phosphorylation; intracellular signal transduction. The transcript has a single exon. The annotation marks the transcript as partial. The record is from RefSeq and is a predicted model, not a curated record. NCBI's taxonomy places the organism in Eukaryota, Fungi, Ascomycota, Pichiomycetes, Serinales, Debaryomycetaceae.
UCACUCCAGGACCUAGCCAACGACCUAGACUCCAUCUACAACACCUACGCCGUCAGGAGCACGAAUGACUCUGUUGAUACGCUUGAUUCCGAAUCCAACCAGGUCGGGGCUCAACGUCCGUAUGGCAGUCACGAUUUACCUGCUGUUCACAUACUGCUGAGACUUCUGCUGCUUCAGCUAGAGGAUAACAAUGUUGUUCGUUCGGCUCCAGAGACCCCUAACUCUGGCAGCGAGUUCGACUUCACGCUCCGCUCGGCCAAUAUAAAUCUCCCGCUGCAUCGAGCCCUUACAAACUCGUCGUUGAAUGUUUUGCUCGAUACGCCGUCUACGGAGUCGGACUUCAAGCUGUUACUCCGGACUCAAUCUGGACCCGAUCGUGAUAGUGACGGCAUUCAGUACUCGCAAGACCUGCGAGACAAUGGCAAUGACAAUGACAAUGAAAAUGAAAAUGUCAUCUACAACGACGAGAAUAACGAGAAUUGGGAGGCCCGUGGUGCUGCCGUGAAGAAGGUUCCAGAUGGAAACAGCUUCAAAGUCAUAAGAAGGACGGUUCUGGACUUCAAAUUUGGCAAAGAAAUUGGUGAGGGAUCAUAUUCGACGGUAAUGCUCGCUACAGAUAAACACACCUCCAAAAAGUACGCUGUAAAAGUGUUGGAUAAGAGACAUAUCAUUAAGGAGAAGAAGGUCAAGUACGUCAAUAUUGAAAAGCAUGCUCUCAAUAGGCUCAGCAACCGAAUGGGCAUCAUCUCACUUUACUUCACGUUCCAGGACAAGUCAUCCUUGUACUUUGUCUUGGAUUAUGCCUCGAAUGGGGAACUCUUGUCCUUGAUAAAAAAGUAUAAUACGCUUAACGAAGAUUGCACCAGACACUUUGGGGCGCAGAUUCUCGACGCCAUCAAGUACAUGCACGACAACGGGGUUAUUCAUAGAGAUAUAAAGCCCGAAAACAUCUUACUCGACGACAAACUCCGGAUCCAGAUCACUGAUUUUGGAACCGCUCGUUUGUUAGAGAAGAAGAAUGACGAAACUGAAGGCUAUCCUGUAGACGUCAGAGCGAAGUCGUUCGUAGGUACAGCUGAAUAUGUUUCUCCUGAGUUGUUAGAAAGCAAAUACUGUGGGAAACCCGGUGAUAUCUGGGCUUUCGGCUGUAUCAUCUACCAGAUGAUAGCUGGAAAGCCUCCUUUUAAAGCUACCAACGAAUACUUGACGUUCCAAAAGAUCACCAAAUUGCAGUAUGCUUUCAGCGCUGGUUUCCCCACCAUCAUCCGAGACUUGAUCAAACAGAUUUUGGUGUUGCAACCUAACAAGAGAGCCAAUAUAGCUCAGAUCCAGAAGCAUUACUUCUUCCUGUCUAUUGACUUCAACGACGAAGAACAAAUAUGGUCCAAAGAGCCUCCUGAAAUCGGGCCGUACAAAAUGAAUGCCAAGGCAAUGAUGAAAGUACCCGAGUUGACUUCUGCUGUAUCGCUGCCUGCUGUUCCCAGAAGAGUAGUAAAGAAACCUGGUACAACUAAUGGAUCUAGUCCCACUGUUGAUGCCAUGCCUACUCCGAAGAGAAUAUUCAGUGAAGGCGCGGUGACAAAGAAUGUAAAUCCAGCCAGUGUGGCCGCAUUUGUGCUAAGCAAAGUAGAUACUAAUGUUCUGAAUGGAGUAGAUGACAAUGAUCUUGAAGCAACAAAGUCUCGUACUAAUACCUCAUCGGCACCAAGCAGAACACCUUCCACCCCAGAUUAUAUCCCUGGGACCAACAUAUUACGACCACAGAUAGCUCCUAGAACAAACUAUUCCAAAUCGUUGACACAAAGGAAACCAGCAAAGUCUAAGACCAAGUCCAAUGUCAUGGAAGUGACACCAUUGGGAACCUUAGAAGUAGCAUGGGGUGCCUAUUUGAAGCACUCUGAUGAAAGAAUACUACGCAUAGGUCCUGUGAUAUGCCAUAGAGAGACUACUGAGACUUUUGAGAGGAAGCACAAGGGCUCGUUGCACAACGCACCGUUGUCGUUGAGCACAAAAUUGCAGGUUACCAAUAAGUCUAGAAGCAACACUAGCUUGCUUAGCCAAGUAGUAAAUGGCUCUGGGGGUUUACGUAGCAGCUUAACUGCAGAUGAUGACUCUUCUCCAAAGGACGAAUCGACUGCUAUCAUUGAGUACUCUGAUAUAGAAGAAGCCCCAGAAUCCGGUUUGAGUCGAUCUGAUAGUACUAAUAGCUCGUCUGGUACUAGCAAGUAUAGCAGAUCGUCAUUUUUGAGGAAGUUGGGUCUUUCUCACAUGGAUAAGAACAAAGACACUUCCACUAGAGAUGAUACUUUGCUGGUGUCUACUUCCAGUCGUCAUCAUUCCCUUGACAAGUCUAGAACUUGCACCAUGAUUAUCACUACACAUGGCAGGGCUCUCAUUUUCUACAGAAACGAUAAGGAGAACAACUACAAGUUGAUUCUGGAGAUAAUACUCGGCUUUCCGUUUAUCCAAUUCAAGGAGUUAGUUUCAGCAAGCUCCAAGUUUCAGAAAAUGCUUCCAACCACUGGCAUAUUUACCGUAACAUCUGUAGACACCACCUUGGUUUUUGAAGUUGAGAAGUUCGAGGUUAACAACUGGACAGAAGCGUUGGCUAAGUCAAAGUUGAAUCAAUUU